GAAGUGGGAGAGGAGAGGGGAAUUCGCCAUGGCGUCGUCGCCGCACCAAGGUCAAGCAGGCGGCGGCGGCGGCUGGACGGCCGAGCAAUUCUGGUCUCUGCUAGACAAGGCAGACCGGCGCUUCGCCCGCGUGCGUGACCUCCCCAUCUUCGGCCGCCGGGAGCCCGAGGAAUACGGCAAGGCCUUCCGCAUCUACACUCAGCUCUGGCGCAUGCAGCAGGAGCACCGUCACCGCCUACUCGACGCCGGGCUCCGUCGAUGGCAAGUCGGCGAGAUCGCCGCCCGCAUCGCUCACCUCUACUACUCCCAGUACCAGCGCGCCUCGGACACCGCCCUCCUCUCCGAGGCCUUCGUCUUCUACCACGCCGUCCUCGACCGCGGCUACUUCAUCGUCGACGCAGCCGACCACCUCGCCCCCACCAAGCACCUCCGCUUCCUCGCCAGGUUCCUGCUUGUCGCGCUUCUACUCGCCAGGCGCUCCGACACUGUCCCCCGCCUCGCCGCCCACAUCCGCACACUCCUCGACGAUUCAAAGAAGACCCUCCAAGAAGCAGAAUAUAAGGAGUGGAAACAUGUCGUCCAAGAAAUCGCCAGGUUUCUCAGAGCUGAUUCCCUCUUCAUGAACAUGAGGCCACUCAGGUACAGCUACGCGUUUGAUCCUGCCCCCGAUACUCUCCCUACCGUCCCACCUACUGUCAAGAAGCGAGGUCUGGUCUUAAGUGAUGCCAUGCUAUGCAGCUACUAUCACAACGAGGUCAAAUUUACAGACAUCACCAUAGAUGUUUUCAGAAUGCUUCAAUGCCUCGAAUGGGAACCAUGCGGUUCUUUUGCUCUAAGCAAUGGUUACAGUGCCCACGAUGAAAGUGGACAAAAUCACCCCAAUCUCUUAAAAGAUCUGAGAGAUGCUGCGCUGCCUCCAAACCCACUUAAAACAAUUCUCUAUCGCCCAUCAGUGACUCAUUUCCUAACAGUCCUUGCCACCAAAUGUGAGGAGCUCCCAUCGAAUGGCAUGAUGUUAAUAUACCUUUCAGCUGCAGGUGAGGUGGGACCUUCUGGAUUUUGUGCUGAUACAAAUGAGACGGUUGUGAGCAGCUUUAAUAAGUUUGAUAUAUCUAAUGUUAGUACGAUCAAUGUAAAAGAAGACGAUGCAUCUCGCUUAUGGCUAGGCUACAGUGAAGGCGAAGAACAUGUAGGUUCAAACUGUAUAUACCCUUGUGAUCUGAUUCCAUUUACAAGAAGACCACUCUUUUUGGUGAUUGACAGCAACACCAGCUACUCAUUCAAGUCAAUUCAUGGGUUUGAAAAAGGGGAGACAACGGCCAUGUUACUUUCUCCGAGUUGUCGAUCUUCCUCUUUAGGAUUCAGUGGGGAUUCUGUCCGGCAGAUUGGCAGUCAAUUUACUAUGUUUCUCACAGCUCCAUUGCAAGCUUUCUGCCAUCUGAUCGGCAAUAAUGGGGUUGACAUCGACAGGGAUGCCUAUAAGAAAGCUGAAGAGUUACUGUCAUUGUCCUUAAAUGAAUGGGCCGCUACUUUGGUUGCAUCAUCUUCACUUCAUCCUGUUUGGGUUGAAGUUUUGGGCGAUCUGCUCUUGAGGCGGCUGCUUCUCAGGUUUAUUUUCUGUAGAGCUGCGCAUUCACUCUUCAAACUUACGUACCAUAAGGUGGACUUCCUCCCAACUUGCGCACCUCCUUUGCCACAGUCGGUUGACGCAGAGAGCAUGCUCUCCCAAUCCUGUCUGUUGCGAGUCGCAUCUUUCCUUGGCGCGGCCAACCAGUUCUCAUUUGCUGAGGUAACCACAUGGCCUGAGGUUGAUGCCGAGGAGGCUACUGUCGCCAACCCUUCGAUCUAGCGUUGCCAACUAAGAAACUGGCCUUGACUGUUGGAGAUUAAUAUGUUUAACUGCUGUUCUUGUGCAUCACAAUACACAAACACUCGUAUAUCACAGCCAAAUUUGCACUACCCUAUUCGUCGUUACACUAAAAUUGUUCGUUUCUGGCGCAGCCUCCUGUAGCCCUCGAGGACGAGUGCGUUCGAGCACCGGAUGAGCUGAUGGUUUCAAACAAAUUCUUAAAUAUGUAGUUCGUAAUAAAUUAUGCAAAAUAU
Molecule: messenger RNA, 2103 nt
Organism: Oryza brachyantha (malo sina)
Lineage: Eukaryota; Viridiplantae; Streptophyta; Magnoliopsida; Poales; Poaceae
Product: protein SCAI
Exons: 9
Coding region: 29-1849 (606 amino acids)
Biological process (GO): DNA-templated transcription
Cellular component (GO): nucleus
Molecular function (GO): transcription corepressor activity
Source: RefSeq, a predicted model, not a curated record